Molecule: messenger RNA, 627 nt
Organism: Physella acuta
Lineage: Eukaryota; Metazoa; Mollusca; Gastropoda; Physidae
Product: cytochrome P450 1A1-like
Molecular function (GO): monooxygenase activity; iron ion binding; oxidoreductase activity, acting on paired donors, with incorporation or reduction of molecular oxygen
Source: RefSeq, a predicted model, not a curated record
AUGACCUGCGUCAGCACGGCCAACAACAUCUGCUCGACCGUGGUUGGCCAGCUGUUCCGGUACGAUGACGUCAACAUGCAGGACAUCAUGUCCAAACUGGCCGUGUUUGCAGGCGCCAUUGGAACAAACAACAUUGUUAACUUUUUCCCCGUUUUAAAAUACCUCCCAGGCGAUGUGUUUCAUGCUAAACUACUUGCCUCAAGCGCCAAAACUGUGUCGGAUAUUUUUAGCCAGAAAUACUUGCAAGUACAAAGUAGCGAUAAUUCAAAAGAUGGAAACACCGAUAGUUUCAUCGCCGUCUACAGAAAAAUCCGGAGUCAGAAAAUCGCGGCUGGUGUUAAAACUUACAUGGACGAGAAAAACUUGGCCAAAAUAAUUUUCGAGCUUGUUUUAGCGGGUUCGGAAACGUCAAGUUCUACCAUAGUUUGGUGCAUUAUUUUUGUAUUGCAAGACGCAAGCAUACAGAAGAAGAUAUUCGAUGAAAUAGAUAAUAACGUGGGGAAUAAAAGAAUCAGUUGUUGGGACAAGGUGAAGCUGAAAUACCAGAGCGCCGUCGUCAUGGAGACCCAAAGGUACGCCAGCAUCCUCCCAGCACCAUUCCACCACACCUGUCGCAGGGGCGUCUAG